CAGGAUCCUUGUUUGAUGUGGGCACCACACCUGUCGUGUUUACUGCUAUAGACAGCUCUAACUUAAUCACUCGCUGUUCUAAAUUGGUUCACGUUAAAGUCAGACGUUGUGAUGAUUACAUUGAGGGGAACAACUCAUUCGUAAACUGUUCUCAUGGUAGGUAACGCUUAUGGAUCUGUCUGUACUACAACAUGUCAACAAGCGUAUGAGCUGGUGGACGUAUCAACACAGACUUGUCUAGAGAACCAGACAUGGAGUGGUGCCAAACCAGUUUGUCAACCUCGAUCAUGUGUGGACCCACCACCUGUAGCAAAAGGCAACUUCACGUGUCCAAAUGGUCAGAGAUACCAAGAUGUUUGUUCACUGAACUGUGACCAAGGUUACACUGCCCAGCCACCCCUGACUAUCACGUGUAACAUUAACGUUGAGUGGUCGCAAACUGGAUCGUGUUUAGACACUCAAGCACCAAUAUUUCCUGAUGGUUGCCCAGCAAGCUUUGAGGUUGAAGCCGCCAGUCUAGGAGAACCUACAUAUGUGAACUACACUCUACCAAAAUCUACAGACAAUUCUAAUGAACCUGUUGUUUUACUUGGCAACCCAAUCUCCGGCUCAGCUUUUGACAUUGGCACAAGUACAGUGACUGUAACUGCCACAGAUAGGCAGGGGAACUCAGUUAAUUGCACAUUUGAUGUCAUCGUUAAAACCACCUCCUGUGAAGCACCCAACAUAGACACAUCCGGCAAAGUCCUCAUCAACUACAACUGUCCCAACCAAUACGUGUAUGGGGCCAGCUGUCUCCUCAACUGUACAGAUGGUAACCCAAUCACAGGUCCCAGCUCCAUCAAAUGUGACAAGCUGUCUACAGGACUUCAGUGGGUGUGGCCAGGGAAUAUCAAGCCAUAUUGUAACGCUCAAUCCUGCAAAAAGCUGACCAGCCCUACCAAUGGCGCCUUGGCAUGCGAUGUGAUAGGUGGUGUUGGAAGCGAGAUUUGUUUCCUGCUGUGUAACAUCAACUUCACCUACCCAGCAUCAGCACCUGAUCAGUACACCUGCACUAAAGGCACAUGGAAGCCAAGUGAUUUUAUUCCAGGAUGUACAGUUCGUCGUCAGCCAGGCACAGCAUUAACAAAGCCAGACUUUUAUUACUUUACUCAAGAGUGCAGCUCCGACAGUAGCGAAAUUAAACACAAUUUUCUACUUUUGUUGGAAAAUGUGGUUUCAGAUGCUUGCGGUGCUGAUGGCUGCACUAUAGACACAAUAGAAGUUACGUGUGGACCUGUAGUACAGAGAAGAAGGAGAAGAGCGGCUAAAACAAGGAUGGCUCGAGAGACUGAACAAUUUCAGUAUAAGAUUCAAGCUGUAAUAAGUCUUGGAGAAUACAAAGAUCAAAACAGCCCAUCAGAGACACAAACCUAUUACAAGACACUUGUAGAAAACAUCAACAGUAAAAUUGUAGACGCUUCCGACGCUGGAAAAUUAAACAUUCCUGAAAUCGGAAGAUUUGAUACCUUCAUAUAUGGAGACAGUGUGUUUAGUUGUGAAUCAGGAACAGUCAUUGUGUAUAGCACUAUGUCUUGUGCUGGCUGUGGACCUGGCUUUACCUACAACAACUCAACAAAAAAAUGUGAUCCAUGUCCUCAAGGAACCUACCAGGGCCAGGACAUAUCUUAUACUUGUACCUCAUGUCCUGAAGGUACAACAACAAGAAAGAGUAUGUCCACAUCUGUCAUGGAUUGUCAAAACCUCUGCUUACCUGGCCACUUCUCAUCCACUGGUAUCCAGCCAUGUAACUCUUGUCCUAAAGGAACUUUUGCCUCUCAGUAUGGCAUGAAACAGUGUACACUUUGUCCAUAUGGGAUGUCUACACUGUCUACUGGAGCAGCAGCAAUUACAGAAUGCCUAACCCAUGAUAUCCGAAUGAAUGAAAAUACCUCGAAGCCUGCCAUCCAAAUAUACGAUGAUUUACCAAACAAAUUCACAUUUAUGUUAUGGAUCGCUGAUGUUUCGAACAUGGACACCUCUUAUUUGAUAAUAUCUCUAACAAAUUCUUCAAACCAAACUUCAGCAUCCUUAAUUAUUGACACCAUAAGUAUACAGAUACAGCGUCAAACUAGUAGUUCUACAAGUCACAGAAAAAUCAAGAAGUGGAAUCAUGUGGCUGUUGUGUAUUCAUCAAGAAAUGCAACUCUCUUCGUCAAUGGUCAAAUGAUGGAAAGUGUAAAUGUCACCUCAGUGUCAGAUCUGAGCAAGAAGGAUAUUUACUUUCAGAGCUCUUCAAAUGUUAAAUCAAUACUUGUGAGUGGCAUCCAAAUGACAACAACAGCCUACACAGAAUCCCAGAUUAAAGAGUUCAGCACUUCAUGUAACAAACAAGUAGACAAUCAUGUGCUUGCAUUUAAACCAUGGGAGUCUCUCAUCAUGACUAAUAGUACUUGUAAUGACAAAGACCUGUGUACUGGUGAACCCUGUGGAGCAUAUGGCACCUGUAUUGCUGGGACUGAUGUACUCACAUGUGUAUGUGAUGACCCAUGGACAGGUGACCAGUGUGAAAAUGCCCCAGAUUUCUGUGUUGGACAUCACUGUGAGAAUGGAGCCACUUGUGUGAAUCAGCCACAAAACAAAGGCUACACAUGUUCAUGUCCAAUCGGAUUUACAGGACUACUUUGUAACGCACCUAAUGACCCUGUGAAUGGAGGCUGGGAAAACUGGAGCCAAUGGUCAAGCUGUUCAGUGACCUGUGGGUCUGGUGUUAAAUCAAGAUCAAGAGAAUGUGACAGCCCUAAACCAGAAAAUGGGGGUGAACUCUGUCAAGGUUCAAAGACUGAGACUCAAGUUUGUGACACUGGCUGUCAAGACUGUAGUUGGGGUGACUGGACACAGUGGACAUGUGAUGUAACAUGUGGCUCUGGUACAGCAACACGUUCUCGUACAAUUGCCCAAGUUGCUGUUAAUGGUGGUCUGCCAUGUCAGGGUCCUAAAACUAGCAGUAAACUUUGUACCUUGUCAGUUUGUCCAGUUGUUGGAGGUUUUGGAGCAUGGGGUGUGUGGAGCCCCUGCAGCCGUAGCUGUGGAGGUGGUGUGUCAACCAGACAAAGGUCAUGUGACAACCCAGCUCCAAGUCUGGGAGGAAAACCUUGUGACUCUACUCAUGCAAUUCAAACACACCCAUGCAACAAUGAGAAAUGCCCAGUUUGCAAGAACCCAGAGCUACGUGAGGGCCAGAAAGAAUGGAACUGUUCUACAGACAGCUCUGGCCUGCAGACAUGUAACAUUGUCUGUCUACCUGGUCUUGUUCUGAUGCCAUCAACUGACAACAUUUUCCAAUGUGGACCCACCAGUAACUACACCUGGUCACAACAAACACGGGAUAAUCCAAUUGGUCUUACACCAGCUUGUUCAGACAGGAAGAUCCCUGAAUCAGUGUCCCCUGUCAUUACAACCACCUAUGACAUAGAUUGCAACAAGCCACCAUCAUCUGUUGAUCUAGAAAGUUCUGUAAAUAAUCAACUAUCACAACAGGACUGUGUUAAACAAGGCACUUGUACAUUCACAGUGGCGUCACAGUCAAACUGCAAGACUAGUAGGAAGAGAUCCAUUGGUGUUAUUGUAAUGCAAGUCUCCUUAACUCCUGUUGGUUAUAAUGAUACUGAGAAAACAUACUUUGGAAAUAUGUCUGAACAAGAAGCGAAUGCACAAAUUACUAAGCUGGAGGAAAUUGAACAAACUCUGCAAAACAUCAUGAAAACCAAUGCAACAAUUUUUACUGCAACGAUUGAUGGUGUGAAAUACGUUGGCAAGGCACAAACUGUGGAGACAACAAUAGUUUGCCAGUCAGGAUCAGGGUUUGUGCGUGGAUUUUGUGUGGACUGUCCAGCAGGAUCCUAUUCCCCAGGAAAUGCUUCAUGUCUGUAUUGUGAUAAGGGAUUUUACCAGGACCAGCCUAAGUCAUCAAACUGUGUAGCUUGCCCCUCUGGUACUACAACCUCAGGAAGAGGCUCGUACUCACCAAACCACUGUACAACAAACCCAAUCAGCUAUGCAGACAUUUAUCCUUUUAUGAUAGAACCUACAGUUGGUGAUACAACUACCAAGGGACAAAACUCAGAUAAUUAUGUGCAUGAUGAUGCAGAUGUUCCCGUAAUUGUAGGAGCUGUCACAGGCAGCAUAAUCUUCAUUCUUAUUUUGGCGAUAAUAAGUUUCAUCAUUACCAAAAAGUUUGGGAAGUCUCUCUCUAAAACUGCACCGGAAGAUUAUACACAUCUUAACAUGAGCACAACUCGCAAAGUGAAGUGAUUUCAAAUAAUAAAGAUCUUUCAUAAACAAUAUUAUCAUAUUUAAAUUAAAAUGUUUAUGGGGUUACUUUUUUUUAAAUAGUUAAAUUAUCAAUAUGGAUUAGUUUUGCCUAAGUAGUACUAUACAAAAAUAACUUUCUUGAUUAAACAUGUAUUUUGGUAGAGUUACAAAACGAAAAUAGAUUUGAAAUAGGUGUAGGCUACUUAGAAAUAUAAGUAUUUGUUUAUAUCAAACUAGAUUUUACCUCGUUAGUCAUCUGAAGGCGUAGAUAUAUUUUAACCAUAUAAACAAUAUUUGCUAUUAAUAGUAAGUCAACUUCUAAUAAAAUCAGAACAAAAUCCUUCAUCUUGAGAUAAACAACAUAAUAAUAUUCUAUAUAAACAGGAUGUUUUUAU
This is a messenger RNA of Physella acuta, 4688 nucleotides long. RefSeq lists its product as uncharacterized. NCBI's taxonomy places the organism in Eukaryota, Metazoa, Mollusca, Gastropoda, Physidae. The record is from RefSeq and is a predicted model, not a curated record.